Vombatus ursinus (common wombat) is the source of this 2265-nucleotide messenger RNA. It is a transcript of the gene NLN, whose product is annotated as neurolysin. Gene Ontology annotation, molecular function: metalloendopeptidase activity. The coding region runs from base 54 to 2168 and encodes 704 amino acids. The record is from RefSeq and is a predicted model, not a curated record. Gene Ontology annotation, cellular component: mitochondrial intermembrane space. Gene Ontology annotation, biological process: peptide metabolic process; proteolysis. NCBI's taxonomy places the organism in Eukaryota, Metazoa, Chordata, Mammalia, Diprotodontia, Vombatidae. The transcript is spliced from 13 exons.
CGAAGCCGCCGCGAUCCCGGCCCCAGGCCGCCCAGAGCUCCUCCGCCCUCCUCAUGCUCGCCCGGGGCGUUUCAGCGUUGCGAGGCCUCCACAGAGCUGGUGGUUCCAGGAUUUUCUUAAGAAUGACUUUAGGAAGGGAAAUUAUGGCCUCUCUUCAAUUGAGGUCUUCAUCUUCAGCAACCAAAAAAAACUUUUUGAAGUGGGAUCUGUCACCAGAACAAAUCAAAGCAAGAACUGAGGAGCUCAUUCAACAAACCAAGCAGGUGUAUGAUGCUGUUGGAAUGCUUGAUAUUGAGAAAGUAACAUACGAGAAUAGUUUGCAGGCACUUGCAGAUUUAGAAGUGAACUAUGCAGUGGAAAGAAGCAUGUUGGAUUUUCCCCAGCAUAUCUCCUCUGACAAAGAUGUGCGAGCAGCAAGCACAGAUGCCGACAAAAGGCUUUCUCGUUUUGACAUUGAGAUGAGCAUGAGAGAGGAUGUGUUUCAGAGAAUUGUUCAUCUACAGGAAACCUGUGAUCUUGAAACAAUAAAGCCUGAAGCCAAGCGGUACUUAGAAAAGUCCAUUAAAAUGGGAAAGAGAAAUGGCCUUCAUCUUCCAGAAGAAGUACAAAAUGAAAUCAAAGCAAUGAAGAAAAGAAUGAGUGAAUUAUGUAUAGACUUCAAUAAAAACCUCAAUGAAGAUAAUACCUUUCUUACAUUUUCUAAGGAAGAACUUGAAACUCUUCCUGAUGAUUUUCUUGACAGUUUAGAAAAAAUAGAAGAUAACAAAUAUAAAGUUACCUUAAAAUAUCCCCACUACUUUCCUGUCAUGAAAAAAUGUUGUAUCCCAGAAACCAGAAGGAAGAUGGAAAUGGCUUUUAAUACAAGAUGCAAAGAGGAAAACACCAAAAUUCUGCAACAGCUACUUCCACUCCGAGCCAAAGUAGCAAAACUACUUGGCUAUAGCACACAUGCCGACUUUGUGUUAGAACUUAACACUGCCAAGAGUACAAGCUGUGUUACUGACUUUUUAGAUGAUUUAAGCCAGAAACUAAAACCUUUGGGUGAAGAAGAGCGGGAGUUCAUCCUGAAUUUGAAGAAAAAAGAAUGUGAGGAAAAGGGGUUUGAAUAUGAUGGAAAAAUCAAUGCAUGGGAUUUGCAUUACUACAUGACCCAGGCAGAAGAACUCAAGUACUCCAUCAACCAAGAGAAGCUCAAGGAAUACUUCCCAAUGGAAGUGGUCACUGAAGGCCUCCUGAACAUUUACCAAGAGGUAUUGGGCCUUUCGUUUGAGCAAGUGACUGAUGCACACGUCUGGAAUGAAAGCGUUACUCUCUAUACAGUGAAAGAUAAAGCUACUGGAGAAGUAUUAGGGCAGUUUUACUUGGAUCUAUACCCAAGGGAAGGAAAGUAUGGCCAUGCAGCCUGCUUUGGCCUGCAGCCAGGCUGUCUCCUACCUGAUGGUAGCCGAAUGAUGUCUGUGGCUGCCCUGGUAGUAAACUUCUCCCAGCCUGUUGCAGGCCGUCCCUCUCUGCUGAGGCAUGAUGAGGUGAGGACCUAUUUCCAUGAGUUUGGUCAUGUGAUGCAUCAGAUAUGUGCACAGACUGAUUUUGCUCGAUUUAGUGGAACUAAUGUGGAAACAGACUUUGUGGAGGUGCCUUCCCAAAUGCUUGAGAACUGGGUGUGGGACAAGGAUUCCCUCCGUCGCCUCUCAAAGCACUAUAAAGAUGGGAACCCUGUAACAGAUGAUCUCCUUGAAAAACUUGUUGCUUCUCGACUGGUCAACACAGGUCUUUUGACCCUCCGCCAGAUUGUAUUGAGCAAAGUUGAUCAAGCUCUCCAUACUGAUGCAUCGUUGGACUCCUCAAAGGAAUAUGCCAAAUACUGUUCAGAGAUUCUGGGCAUUUCAGCUACCCCAGGUACAAACAUGCCAGCAACUUUUGGACACUUGGCAGGAGGCUAUGAUGCCCAGUAUUAUGGAUACUUGUGGAGUGAAGUGUUUUCCAUGGACAUAUUUUAUAGCUGCUUUAGAAAAGAAGGGAUUAUGAAUCCAGAGGUUGGAAUGAAAUACAGAAACCUUAUCCUGAAGCCUGGGGGAUCACAGGACGGCAUGGACAUGCUCCGAAGUUUCUUGAAACGUGAGCCAAACCAAAAGGCAUUCCUAAUAAGUAAAGGCCUGCACACUCUGUAAAACUGGGAAUCUUUUGUAGUAUUCGUGUCUGCAAGACAAAUGGAUGUUUCUUGGUGUUUUUGGACAUUAAAACAGGAGAGGAUAUCACACCUGAAAA